AUGCCAGGGAUUUUUGGAAAAAGCAAGGACGAGGCGGCAAAAGGCCCAGCUGCAUCUAGUAGUUAUAGGCCACAGCAGGAACGAAGACAUUCGGAUCAUGUCAAAAGCGGAUCAUCCCUUCGUCCUGGUAUAUUCGCAUCAAAAACAUGGCAUACUCCUACAACUGGUGAACCCAGUCCGAACCUUUCCAAAUCAAAAAAGCAUCAUGGACGUGUGAGAUCGUUCUUCAGCAAUUCAGACAGCUCCGAUGAUGAAGAUGAUGAUGGCUAUGAAUUCAAGUGUAGAGGUGUCGACGCGGAAAUUCUUGUGACAGACAAGGGUUCUUCAAGCAGAGAAAAUGCUUCUCUUCAACCAGCCCAACAUAGAGUUUCGUCUCGUAGUCGAUCCAUGGCUAAAUCAAAAAUGCCAAGCAGUCGUUCUAGUUCGCAAGAUUCGCCGACCCCACGAAAAACAUUUGCACCUCCGACCAUUCCGAAAUCACCAUAUCCAAAAUUAUCAGCAACUUCACAUACUAAUCCACGCUCGAUUGAAGAAGUGCACCGUCCAAGAGAUCGAAAUGAAGACUCUGGUGCCGCAUCUAAUCAGGGAAAAUCUCGCGGUGGAAGAGAUGGCAGGAAUUCGAGCAGAAAUCGUGAGAGAGAUGCGAAAGUCCAAUCCCCGGAUGAUGACAUCAUCUCUUCUAGUAGAGAUCAUAAUGAUGAAAAGAGGAAGCACUCCCGUCCUAAAAAUGAUUAUAAUAAUGGAUCAGACUACAAAUCCUCCUCCAAUGAACAUAAGCUACCUUCUGGGAGAAGGGAAAAUCCCAGAUAUCCGGCCUCAAAGGCUGUUGGGAAUGGAGAUAAGAACAGACAUGUGCGUAAACCUCAUUUUUAUCAGGUUCAUGACUACAGCAAAGAUGAUCAUUCUUCUCUCAAUCGUCAGCAUCGUGGGAAUGAGCGAGGGAAUCUUGUAUCACGAUUGAAGGUCUAG
Messenger RNA from Botrytis fragariae, 969 nucleotides. RefSeq lists its product as uncharacterized. The transcript is spliced from 2 exons. Lineage: Eukaryota; Fungi; Ascomycota; Leotiomycetes; Helotiales; Sclerotiniaceae. The record is from RefSeq and is a predicted model, not a curated record. Bases 1 to 969 code for a protein of 322 amino acids.